Messenger RNA from Emiliania huxleyi CCMP1516, 774 nucleotides. RefSeq lists its product as hypothetical. The coding region runs from base 1 to 774 and encodes 257 amino acids. NCBI's taxonomy places the organism in Eukaryota, Haptophyta, Isochrysidales, Noelaerhabdaceae. The record is from RefSeq and is a predicted model, not a curated record. The transcript has 4 exons.
AUGUCGGCCGCCGGCGGCGGCAGUCCGCUGCGGCGAGUGGGCGCCGCCGCGCUCGCCGCCGCCGCUGGCGGAGUCGUGGUGGCCAACGGCCUGUUCGGCGUCCUCGACAACACCGGCGACGAGCUCGCCGACUUGCUCGGAGUCGACGAGGUGCCGCAGGCGGCGAUCGCGGCGGUGCGGCUGCUGCAGCCGCUGUAUGAGCCGCUCAAGGCUGUGCCCCGAGUUCAACGAGGCAGCGCGGUCUGGGGCGGCGGCAUCGUGCUGAGCCGGUACAUGGAGGAGCUCGGCAGCGCGUUUUGGGAGGGCAAGCGCGUCCUUGAGCUAGGCACCGGCACCGGCUUGGGGUCGGUGACCGCGACAAAGCUGGGAGCGGCGCGCGUGCUCGCGACAGACCGCGACGCAAAGGUGUUUGCGCUCGCUGCGCAGAACGCGCAGGCGAACGGCGUCGGCGGGACGGUCUCGGCGGCGUCGCUCUCCUGGGGAAGGCCGGGGCCCGAAGCGGCCGACAGCCCCCUCGCGCAAUCGUGGGACGUCGCCAUCGGCGCAGACGUCACGUACAAUCGCGACGCGUGGCCGGUGCUCUUUGAGACCAUCGAGGCGGCGAGGGACGCGAUGCGCAAGGCCGGGCUCGCGUUCGAGCUCGUCGACUCGCCGAUGCGCAACGGCUACGGCGCCGACAAGGUGAAGCUCUUCUGGGUGAGGGGCCCGCAGGCCCCGACCCAAGAAGGCGCCGGCAAAGGGAGGGAAGGCAUCCUUAGUGUCACAGGUGUGUGA